This is a messenger RNA of Arabidopsis thaliana (thale cress), 3012 nucleotides long. RefSeq names its product Calcium-binding EF-hand family protein. The coding region runs from base 932 to 2653 and encodes 573 amino acids. Lineage: Eukaryota; Viridiplantae; Streptophyta; Magnoliopsida; Brassicales; Brassicaceae. Gene Ontology annotation, molecular function: calcium ion binding. The record is from RefSeq and is marked reviewed. The transcript is spliced from 13 exons.
UUGGUUGACUUUUUGGUCAACGUUGAGGACUAAAAGUGGAAAACAAAAAUACCACCACCACCGCUAGUACUACUGCGUCUGAGACUGAGAGAGAGUAUUAAAAUCAAAAUUAAAUACUUUUUCCUUUUUAAUUCAUUUUCUCAUCAAUAACACAAUCUCCCUGGAAAAAUUCUCUACGACUUCCUCUCGUCGUCGAGCUUGUUAUUGAUCGGAGAGAGAGAUCAGUGUUCUUUGGAUCUUCCAAUUUCUUCCACGUUUGUGCUUGAAUUGCAGAAGAAGUUUUGUAUAGGACUCUGUUUUGCUUGUUGAUAGAAUUUGGGAAUCUAGGGUUUAUCGAAUCGUUUAUUUUGGUUUUCGUUUAGUUUCUCUUCUUCGAGCUGGUGUUUCUCAACUAGUUAGAGAGUUUCUCGAUUGGUCAGAGCUGCUUUUAUUGAAUUUUCUUUGGAUUUCGUGCUUAUAGAUCUUUGAAAAGUCUGAGAAUCCUGUUUUGGAGUUACUGCUUCAAGUUAUUGGAAGAAAUUAGGGUUUCGAUCCAAUUUUAGAAUUGACUCAAGGAAUUCCGAUAUUGGGGUUUUGUUGUAGUUCUGAUUCUCAGUGAAUAAGAUAGAAGAUAAUCAUGGAAAUCGAUGGUGGAAACGAUGUUCAGAUUUUGGAUCCUGAGCUCUUGCAGCUUCCCGGUUUGUCUCCUGUAUCACUUAAAGAAAAUCCUCAUAUUGCUGAAGAACUCUUCUCCCAGUGGCUUUCACUUCCUGAAACUGGCCGAUUGGUAAUUUUAUUCCCAAGCCUCUGGCUCAGUGGCUCCUUAGCGUCGUUUGGUUUCUUGUUCAUUUAAUAGUUGGCGCCUGUUUUAUGUAUAUGCUGAUACCUGUUCGUAAGUCCUUGUUGUGACUUUAUCUGAUUUCAAGUCAAUUUCUGCAGAGCAAGAUUCAACAUGCUUAUUGCUCUUACUGAAUCCUCGGCUGUUGCAUAUUUAGUAGUUUUGUUUAUUUCUUAUAGAUUUUACUUAGUGUUAGAUAAAGAGUGCUUGAAUAGCACAUUUAGGGGUUAUAAUGACUUAGGUGAUAAUAGUACUGGGAUAUUACAAGGCUCUGCUAAACUUGAGAAGUGUUUGUAUUUGUGUAGUACCAGAUUUAACUUAAAGCUCCUGAGAAUAUGGUCCAGUGUUGUAUGCCGAUUGCCGACUCAUGUCAAGUCUUUAAUUGAUGAUACUAAAUCUAGUACCCCAGUCAGUGUAUCCAAAAAUUGUACUAGUCUCAAUGUUGCUUGCGGGAGUGCAUUGCCAUCUGUUUUUCUGAACAGCGGCACUCCCCCACUAUCCCCACGAGGCUCACCUGGGUCUCCCCGUUUCUCGAGGCAAAAGACAAGCCCUUCUCUACAGUCUCCUCUGAAAUCAGUCAGGGAACCAAAGCGCCAACUCAUUCCACAGUUUUACUUCCAACAUGGACGUCCACCUGCGAAGGAACUAAGGGAGCAAUGUAUAUCCAUGGUUGAUCAAUUUUUUAGUAACUAUAUAGACGGACUUCAUAUGGAUGAAUUCAAAUCCAUUACUAAAGAAGUCUGCAAGCUGCCUUCUUUUCUUUCCUCUGUACUAUUUAGAAAGAUAGACACGAGUGGCACCGGUAUCGUUACAAGGGAUGCAUUUAUCAAGUAUUGGGUUGAUGGACAUAUGUUGGCAAUGGACGUAGCCUCACAGAUAUAUAAUAUUUUAAGGCAGCCAGGUUGCAAGUACCUUAGACAGGCUGACUUCAAACCAGUUCUUGAUGAGCUUCUGACAACUCAUCCCGGCUUGGAAUUCCUGAGGAAUACACCUGAGUUUCAAGAAAGAUAUGCUGAGACCGUCAUCUACAGAAUAUUUUACUACAUAAACAGAUCAGGUACUGGUUGCAUUACUCUUAGAGAGCUGAAGCGUGGGAAUCUUAUUACUGCCAUGCAACAAGUUGAUGAAGAAGACGACAUCAAUAAAGUUAUUAGGUACUUCUCCUAUGAGCAUUUCUACGUGAUAUACUGCAGAUUUUGGGAACUCGAUGGCGACCAUGAUUUCCUUAUUGAUAAGGAAAAUCUCAUCAAAUAUGGUAAUCAUGCCCUUACCUACAGGAUUGUCGACAGAAUAUUUUCACAGGUUCCUAGGAAAUUUACAAGCAAAGUUGAGGGGAAGAUGAGUUAUGAAGAUUUUGCAUACUUUAUUCUCGCUGAGGAGGAUAAGUCAUCUGAGCCUAGUCUUGAGUAUUGGUUCAAGUGCAUAGACCUAGAUGGAGAUGGGGUGAUCACUCCCAACGAGAUGCAGUUUUUCUACGAAGAGCAGCUGCAUCGCAUGGAAUGUAUAACCCAGGAACCUGUACUCUUUGAAGAUAUCCUAUGUCAAAUAUUCGACAUGAUUAAACCAGAGAAGGAGAACUGCAUCACACUCCAGGAUCUGAAAGCAUCCAAACUUUCUGGAAAUAUUUUCAAUAUACUCUUUAACCUGAACAAAUUCAUGGCGUUUGAAACCCGUGACCCUUUUCUCAUUCGUCAGGAACGUGAGAAUCCAACAUUGACGGAAUGGGACCGAUUUGCUCAGAGAGAGUAUGUGAGGUUGUCAAUGGAGGAAGAUGUGGAGGAAGUCUCGAAUGGGAGUGCAGAUGUUUGGGAUGAACCACUCGAAUCUCCAUUUUAGUGACUCGUAAGAGUUUCUUGGGAAGAAGAGGGAGAAGUCAGAUCUUCUUGGGUGGUAAGAGCCUCGGAAACAAUUUUCAGACAGACAACCACGAAAGCCAGUCCAUUCCACGGUUCCACCUAGAGAUUGGCGACCAAGAGACUUAUCCGAUGCGUAAGCUUGUGUUAGUUUCAUGAAAUAUUUGUCUUGCUUAGGUUUCUCAGGUUGGACCCUCUUUCAAUCUUAUGUAUAUUAUUAUAUACGCCGCUUUAUAGUGUUUUGUGGAACCAACAACAACGGUUUUAUUUAAAAUCGAAAGAACUAUGUACAAAGACACUUUUUUUUGUGGGAAGAAAUUUACAAACCUUGAAACUUGUUUU